GGGAGCCCAAUCUGAUGGGGAGCAGAGCCUGGCACUCGGCAACCUUCGGCGGUUUCCGUGGGGGCCCGGCCGCCAUUUUCUCGUUGCCUCUCUCCGCUCGCUGCCUGCGCGGCUCCCUGCCCUGCUCGCCAGCGCUUUGUCUUGUUCGGCGAUGGACGGCAUUGUCACUGAUGUUGCAGUUGGCGUGAAGAGAGGAUCUGACGAACUUCUUUCAGGCAGUGUACUCAAUAGUCCGAACUCUAACAUGAGCAGCAUGGUAGUUACUGCCAAUGGUAAUGACAACAAGAAAUUCAAAGCAGAGGAUAAAAUGGAUGGGGCUCCUUCUCGUGUUCUUCAUAUCAGGAAAUUGCCUGGUGAAGUGACAGAAACAGAAGUUAUUGCUUUAGGCUUACCUUUUGGUAAGGUAACCAACAUCCUGAUGCUAAAAGGAAAAAAUCAGGCUUUUUUGGAGCUGGCAACAGAAGAAGCAGCUAUCACUAUGGUUAAUUACUAUUCUGCUGUGACACCUCAUCUUCGUAACCAACCCAUCUAUAUUCAGUAUUCUAAUCAUAAAGAGCUAAAGACUGAUAAUACACUAAACCAGCGGGCUCAGGCUGUUCUUCAGGCAGUGACAGCAGUACAGACAACAAAUACUCCCAUUAGUGGAACUACUGUUAGUGAGAGUGCCGUGACUCCAGCUCAGAGUCCAGUACUUAGAAUAAUUAUUGACAACAUGUACUACCCUGUAACCCUGGAUGUUCUUCACCAAAUAUUCUCUAAAUUUGGUGCUGUGUUGAAAAUAAUCACAUUCACAAAGAAUAACCAAUUUCAAGCUUUACUGCAAUAUGGUGAUCCAGUAAAUGCACAGCAAGCAAAAUUGGCAUUAGAUGGUCAAAAUAUUUAUAAUGCUUGCUGUACCCUACGGAUUGAUUUUUCCAAACUGGUGAAUUUAAAUGUGAAGUACAACAAUGAUAAAAGUAGGGACUAUACUCGACCUGAUCUUCCAUCUGGUGAUGGGCAACCAGCAUUGGACCCAGCUAUUGCUGCAGCAUUUGCAAAGGAGACUUCACUUCUAGGGCUUCCUGUUGCAGCUGUUCCAGGAGCGCUGAGUCCUUUGGCUAUUCCGAAUGCUGCUGCUGCAGCAGCCGCUGCUGCUGCUGGCCGAGUGGGUAUGCCUGGAGUCUCAGCUGGUGGCAAUACAGUCCUCCUGGUUAGCAAUUUAAAUGAAGAGAUGGUUACGCCCCAAAGUCUGUUUACCCUCUUCGGUGUUUAUGGGGAUGUGCAGCGUGUGAAGAUUUUAUACAAUAAGAAAGACAGUGCUCUUAUACAGAUGGCAGAUGGGAACCAGUCACAGCUGGCCAUGAGUCAUCUUAAUGGACAAAAAAUGUAUGGAAAGAUUAUUCGAGUUACCCUUUCCAAGCAUCAGACAGUACAGCUACCUCGAGAGGGACUUGAUGACCAAGGGCUCACUAAAGAUUUUGGUAAUUCACCCUUGCAUCGCUUCAAGAAACCUGGCUCAAAAAAUUUUCAGAAUAUAUUCCCUCCAUCUGCAACACUUCAUCUGUCCAAUAUUCCACCAUCAGUAGCAGAAGAUGAUCUGCGCACACUGUUUGCUAACACUGGAGGCACUGUGAAAGCAUUUAAAUUUUUUCAAAGAGAUCACAAGAUGGCACUUCUUCAGAUGUCAACAGUGGAAGAAGCUAUUCAGGCUUUGAUUGAUCUGCAUAAUUACAAUCUUGGAGAAAAUCACCAUCUGAGAGUUUCUUUCUCCAAAUCAACGAUUUAAAAUGGGAGAUAAAAAAUGAAGGUGUAUCGCAUUGUUCAGUGUCGUCACCUAUUGACUGUUCAGGAGAGUGGGGACCAGAGUUUGACUUCUGUCUUUCAUGCUGUUAUCAUUCCUUGGUUGUUUUUAAAAAAAACAUUCAUAAGAAAAUAAAAGCAGUGAUAUUAACUGUUGGUUUUUCAUCUGUUGUUUAGAGAAACAUCGUUUUGUUUAAAAGGGUUUCAAGUUAAGCCCACAGUUUUUCAAGUUAGUUGACAUACGUGCCUUAAAAAGGAAAACUAGUGUUGCUAGAAUUGCAUUUGCUAGUAAAAUGAAUUUGGUUGGCUGGGGCACAGUGUUACAUGAGAAUUAAAAUAUAUUUAGGCAGGGGUGUGUUAAAAAGGUUAAGGUUUUUGUUUCUCCUGCUUGGAAUUCUUUUAUUACUUAUUGGGUUGUCACGUACCUUCCUUUUUAAUCAGAUAAGAUACAUUACUUUGAAAGAUUAAAACACAGUAUAUUUUAUUUCUACUACUUUAACUUUUUUUUUGUAAAUGGCCUGUAUUUCAUGAUUCUGGUCUAGAUUCAGUUAUGAAUGUAGGCAUUAGAGAAAAUUAACAAGGUACAGAAUAUUAAUUUCUUGAAGGAGAAAAAAGUGAUUUCUGUGUUUUUGAGCCCUAUGUGGAAAGCAUUGUGGGUGGAAUCUUAACCUUUUUGUACACACUCUUGUGGGACGUAUCAUAUAAAUGUCAGCACUAAGUAAUGUCUUGUUUGUGGUUGAAUAUUUUUCGUAGAUGUUUUUGAAGUUGACAUGACUUAUGUGCAUUUAAAUAUAUAUUGCCAUCUUUAGUUUGUAAUUAAGAUUUGGAAUAUGGUUGUGGAUUUCUGAGCAUGUGCAGACUGGUCUAGCUAGUUCAGGAACUGGUGCAUGUAUUUUUCAAAGAUGAAGAAAGUGUACUGUGAACACUUGCAGGAAGGUUAAUUUUGUGGCAGUUUUUUAAAACUGACAACCAGGUGGGACCAAAGUUUAUGUGCCUUUAGUCUUAAUUUACCUUGCAUUGUAAUAUUCAGUUUUAAUAAAUCUCUUCAAAAUAUUUUGUAUUUAGAAAUCGAUCUGACUUUACUAUAAACAUGGCUCAGAAUCUACAGAUCAAAUUAUUUUGAAAACAGUUCUUCUGUCAUUCUGAACUGUUUAAUCUGAUUCUGUUUAAAUGACCAAUGCUUUUUGAAAUUGAUGUACUUAGUUUCAAGAUUCAUAGAUUCUGUUAUCUAUGUAGAAAAAGGUCAUGUAUAUUUUCUAUUAGUUAAGUUUUUACAUCUUUAGAAAUGUAAAAUUCAGUAUAGUUUGAAAGCGGCACAAUUAAAAAUUAAUUUUCUAACAAA
This is a messenger RNA of Terrapene triunguis (Three-toed box turtle), 3121 nucleotides long. RefSeq names its product polypyrimidine tract-binding protein 2. Lineage: Eukaryota; Metazoa; Chordata; Testudines; Emydidae. The record is from RefSeq and is a predicted model, not a curated record. Gene Ontology annotation, biological process: mRNA processing; regulation of RNA splicing. Gene Ontology annotation, molecular function: mRNA binding. Gene Ontology annotation, cellular component: nucleus. The transcript has 14 exons. Bases 152 to 1765 code for a protein of 537 amino acids.